AUGAAAUCUCUUGCAGUUUUCUUGCUCUUCCCUUUGGCUCUGGGGUGCCUCAACCCUACCAGCAACUCGUGCGCUAGCUACAUCAAGUCCAACUCGGCCACUGCCUCUCCUUUCUGCGCAACAUUCACAAAGAGCUCCGUCACUGCAACGACCUCCCUGCCAUCAUGGGCAACAAACUGCUCCAACAAACCCAGUAUGAUCUCUGCUGAGUGCUCUUGCCACUACAGCGGAUCAGCUACAGCCACGACGACCAAGACCACGACCACUGGAGGAGGUGGUGGUACAGUUCCAACUGGCGUCACUACAACCUUGCCUGCGUCUGCAGGAGCUACGUCGACCAGCAAGGCUAUCACGGUGAGUGGCUCGUUCGACGGUGGAAUGAAGAAGUAUGACCGCAGCCCCAGAGUCUGUGCAGAGCAAGACGAAACCGGAGAGGCCGACGCUAUGUUUGUUUUGGAGGAUGGUGCUACCCUCUCAAACGUGAUUAUCGGACCUGAUCAGGCCGAGGGUGUGCACUGUAAAGGAACAUGGCACUCCAGUGGCACUUCCUACGUCAAUGGUGGAGGUGCAUUCAAGGCUGCGGAUAAGAUCAUCCAGUUUAACGGAAGGGGCACAGUCCAGAUCCAGAACUUCUAUGCCAAUGAUUACGGUAAGGUGGUGCGAAGCUGCGGCAACUGCUCCAACAACGGCGGCCCUCGCAACAUCAUCAUGAACAACGUGGUUGCUGUUGACGGAGGCGUGCUUUGCGGCAUCAACACUAAUUACGGAGAUACUUGCGUCAUGACAAACUGCUGCCAGGACGAUGGCAAGUCUUGCGACCGGUACACUGGAAACUCCAAUGGCAGUGAGCCGAGCAAGAUCGGAUCUGGGCCGGAUGGCACGUACUGCAAAGUUUCUGGAGCCAGUACUAAUUGUUGA
This is a messenger RNA of Clonostachys byssicola, 918 nucleotides long. Lineage: Eukaryota; Fungi; Ascomycota; Sordariomycetes; Hypocreales; Bionectriaceae. The record is from the annotation of a GenBank genome assembly.